AUGUAUCGCUACAAAGGUCAAGGUCGAAAAUGGCAGCCUCCAUACGGCGUUCGAUUUUGCUUCAGAAACAUUUACUAAAUCUGCGUCCACUUUGUCGGGAUUUUGCCAAGUAUGGCGGCCGUAACACAGUGACAGCACUGACAGGGGAUGGAGUCGGCCCUGAGCUACUGAAACAUGUCCAAGAAGUGUUUAGAUAUGCCGGCGCCCCAGUUAAUUUUGAGGAAGUGGACAUACAUGGCAAUACAACUGAUGAGGAAUACCUGAAAAGUGCCAUUCUUUCUGUUGGCAGAAACGGUGUAGCCAUUAAAGGAAAUAUCUCCACCAACUAUGACAGCAAUGCACAGUCAAUGAAUGUCAGACUAAGGAAAGACCUGAAGCUGUUUGCAAGCCUAGUGGUCUGUAAGUCGAUGCCAGGUGUGACCACGCGGCACAGCAAUAUUGAUAUGGUGCUCAUUAGAGAGAACACGGAGGGAGAAUACACCAACCUCGAGCAUCAGAAUGUUCCUGGGGUAAUAGAAAGUCUGAAGAUAAUCACUCGAGAGAAGUCUACCAAUAUUGCGAGAUACGCAUUUGAGUAUGCAAAGAAACAUGGACGAAAGAAGGUCACAGCAGUCCAUAAGGCAAAUAUUAUGAAGCUGGGAGAUGGCCUGUUCUUGAACUGUUGUAGAGAAGUUGCGGAGAGCUACCCAGACAUUCAGUUUAACGACAUGAUCAUUGAUAAUGCCAGCAUGCAGAUGGUGUCGCGCCCACAACAGUUUGAUGUGCUGGUCAUGCCCAAUCUCUAUGGCAACAUUCUCAGCAACAUAGCAACCGGUCUGGUGGGAGGGUCGGGGGUUGUUGCCGGGGUGAACAUUGGCAAGGAGUAUGCUGUGUUUGAAAUGGGUACACGUAACAUCGGAGCCAACUUGAAGGGGAAGAACAUUGCUAAUCCAACUGGUAUCUUGCUGGCCAGCUGUGACAUGCUGGACUAUCUUGGUCAUUUUCGCCAUGCCACAUUGAUCCGAGAAUCAGUGAUGAGUGUCCUCAAUGAAAAGAAGGUUCACACCCCAGACCUGGGCGGCCAGGCCUCCACUACAGAGGUUAUACAAGCUGUCAUAGAGGAGCUACGUCCACGCACAGACACCUGCCAGAAAACAAAUUGAUCUCCUUUAACUAUUCUGCUGUUACAAAAGGAUCUGCAAUCAAACAGUUUACAUAUAGAAAUGGACCUUCAGAAGUGGAUUUAUACUGUAUCUAUGUUUACACCAGAACUAUUGUUAAAAAGCAUGCAUUAUACAGUAUUCUAGUUGAAUAAUAUUUUAUUAAACGAUUAAUGUUAAGCAUAUUUAACACAUUUUAUUAUAGCUUUUGUUAUUUUAUGAAUUCAGUCUGAUUCUGAACAUGUUUGUCCUCAUCAAUUUUAUAUUGAAUUUAGUGUGUAUUUAUUUGUGUGUUCAUUUAAUAAAAAGUUUUUAUUUA
Dreissena polymorpha is the source of this 1458-nucleotide messenger RNA. RefSeq names its product isocitrate dehydrogenase [NAD] subunit gamma, mitochondrial-like. Gene Ontology annotation, biological process: tricarboxylic acid cycle; isocitrate metabolic process. Bases 30 to 1142 code for a protein of 370 amino acids. The transcript is spliced from 13 exons. The record is from RefSeq and is a predicted model, not a curated record. NCBI's taxonomy places the organism in Eukaryota, Metazoa, Mollusca, Bivalvia, Myida, Dreissenidae. Gene Ontology annotation, cellular component: mitochondrion.